GCAUUUACAGGGUUUAUUUAACAUGAAUUAGAAUAUGCUGCGUAUGUUCUCUAAGAAGAAAAUGUGCAGCUCAGUUUAAAAUUCAUACAACAACCACAAUAAUCUCCUCCCUCUCAGCGAUCUCAUGCGGAAGCUGGUGUCCGGGCUGAUGCGCAUGCCCAGUGGAGUUGCAUAACCGAAAAAGUUAUACAACAUUCCAAUUUUGUGGAAGGUCAGCAUUGAAGAGAGAGUGCAAAUUGACAGCUAUAGCAGGUCAACAGCGCCUGUAGCUGGCAGCUCAAAGCCGGUUAUUAAGCAUUGCUUGCCGAUCAUUUUGCCACAGACUGUCAGUAAUUUACUGUCCCCGGCGUUUGGUUUGUGUGGGGCUGCAGUGUGCUAAACAAAGAAGCAACAUGUCUAAGAAUGAUAAACAAGCCCACGAGACGACUCGUUGCAAUGCUAACGAUUCUGAGUACAAGAAAAAUAUUGAAAAGAAAUCAGAUAAAAAGAAAACUGCAUUUUCCAGCUUGUCCAACAGUCUGAAAACAUCCACAAAAGUAUCAAUGAAGAAACCUAAUCAUAAUGGCUCCUGUCGGGAAGAUUCCCCAAAGCUUCAAUCUAAGGGAAAAAGAAAAGUGGAAGACAGAGCUCCAAGAUUAAUUGAGGGAGAAAUGUCCAAUCCUAGGAUGAAUAAAAAGAGGAAAAUUGAAGACCAGGCUGAGGCGUCUCCCUCUAGAGAAAGGAAUCUGUUGGAAAGUAUCAAUAAGUCACGUUUGUCCACAGCAAAAUCGGUGGAAGAAUUUAAUUUUAACAAAAAACGCAUCCGUCUCCUUUCUAAAACAGAGAGCAUCAGGGAAAACUCUCAGGGAAUUAUUUACUGGAUGUCCCGCGACCAGAGAGUACAGGAUAACUGGGCUUUCUUAUAUGCACAAUGGCUAGCUCUUAAGCAUAAACUCCCACUCCAUGUCUGCUUCUGUCUGGUGCCCAAAUUCCUAGAUGCCACCAUCCGCCAUUUUGGUUUCAUGCUGAAGGGACUCCACGAGGUUGCUGAGGAAUGCAAGCAGCUGAAUAUUUCUUUCCAUUUACUUAUUGGAUUCGCCAAAGAUGUAUUGCCAGACUUUGUUAAAGAGCACAACAUUGGAGGGAUGGUUACAGAUUUCUCUCCAUUGCGUCUCCCACUGGAGUGGAUUGAGAAUGUGAGAUACAACCUACCAGAAGAUAUACCAUUUAUUCAGGUCGAUGCUCACAAUGUUGUACCCUGCUGGGUAGCUUCAGACAAACAAGAAUACAGUGCCAGAACAAUCAGGAAGAAAAUUCAUGAUAAACUCCCUCAGUUCCUGACAGAUUUUCCUCCAGUUAUCCAGCAUCCUUUUAGCUCAUCCCUGAAGGCAGAGCUGAUUGAUUGGGAUGCAGCCGCAGCAAGCCUUCAAGUGGAUCGUACAGUUAAGGAAGUUGACUGGGCUAAACCCGGGACUGCAGCAGGUCUAACUAGGAUGGAGUCAUUCAUUAACGAGCAGCUUAAGCAUUUCAACACUGACAGAAACAACCCAAGUAAAACUGCCUUGAGUAAUAUGUCACCAUGGUUUCACUUUGGUCAGAUUUCAGUUCAGCGAGCAGUUCUGGAAAUAAGGAAAUACCGCAACAAGUUUAAGGACAGUGUGGACAGCUAUAUUGAAGAAGCUGUAGUACGACGGGAGCUGGCAGACAACUUUUGUUUUUACAAUAAACAAUAUGACAAGAUUGCAGGUGCUUCUGAUUGGGCACAGAAAACUUUGCAAAUGCACAGCAAAGACAAACGGCCAUAUGUUUAUACGCUGAAAGAACUGGAAGAUGGGCGAACACAUGAUUCUUUGUGGAAUGCAGCACAGCUUCAGAUGAUCCAUGAGGGGAAGAUGCAUGGUUUUCUUCGAAUGUACUGGGCUAAAAAGAUUUUAGAGUGGACUGCUUCACCUGAGGAAGCCUUACAGUUCUCCAUCUACCUGAAUGAUCGCUAUGAACUGGAUGGCAGAGAUCCAAAUGGAUAUGUAGGUUGCAUGUGGUCAAUCUGUGGAAUCCACGACCAAGGCUGGAAAGAGCGACCAAUCUUUGGCAAGAUUCGCUACAUGAAUUAUAAUGGCUGUAAGAGGAAAUUUGACGUUGGCCAGUUUGAAAAGAAGUAUAACUACAAGAAGUUUACAAAUCCAUUGUAGAUCAGUGUACAUCCUUUCAUAAAAUUGAAUUUACGAAGCAUUUGUUCCUUAAAUCUGAAAUGCAGGGCAAGUGUGGGGCGUGGGAGAUAGAUUUUGAAAGAUAGCCUUAAAAUGCAAAACAAGAAAAGGCCAUUCGAGUGCUCAGACACACUCUUAUCACAAGCAUUGUAUCAUGUACCCUGUCAUACAUUAGACUCCUCUUAUUCUGACUUGUUCAAUGUUUGAAUGAAACUCAUGGAUCUACACAGGCAACAGAGCAAUAUUCCAGAAUUUCUUUUUACUACUAACCAUUGCCAAUUUUUGACUUUCUUGGUGCUUUCUUCAAAUUUAAUUUCUCCUAAAUUAUGACACUGCAUUACAAUACAUAGAAGCAAUCUAUUUAGAACAUCUUCCGCUGUAACUAUUGAAGUAUUCCAGCUAAGGGCUUCUACUGUCCGUUGCUGGUUGACAAGGUCAGAAUUCACACGACAGCAGGUUAUUGUCCAAAAGUUUUAUUUGAAAACACAAGCUUUCAGAUCCUCGGUCCUUCUUCAGGUGUUAGUGACAGAGGUAUUACCAGACACAGAAUUUAUAAGAUCAAAGAUUCAUUGUGACCCUUUGCUGUCGUGUGAAUGCUGACCUUGUCAACCAGCAAUGGACAGCAGAAGCUGUUAGCUGGAAUACUUCAAUAGAGUGACAAGACUGCCCUACCUUUGCAGCACGCUGAAUGGUUUAGUCUCAACUUCAGUAGCUCACCCCACCCCGUAAUCCCAACCGGAUGGUGAACUUGCAUUGUAGCCACUCAUUGGCCAAUUCUAGGAAAAACCUUACCCCAAAUGCUAAUGGGACUAGAUUUAUCUAGGAUAUCUGGUCAGUAUGGACAAGUUGAACUGAAAGGGCCUGUUUCCAUGCUGUACAUCUCUAAUGACUAGUUUGAGCAGACAGCGAGGUUACAAAACAAAACCUCUCACUUGUACAGCACUUCACGAUCUUUGGAAGUCACAAAAGACUCUACAGCCAAUUAAGUUUUUAAGUUUGUGACAGUUUGCUGUGUACAUACUGGCUGCUGAAUUUUAAACACAAGUACAAUCAUUAGUAUAUUAUUGGAAACCAACUCCCACAUAUAGUAGUCUGAUAAUGACUAGACAUAGGUAGAUGAUAAGUCUGCUCUGCUGUUUAAUGAGAUCAUAGCUGAUCUGAUAUUACUCAGCUCCACCCUCCCGAUUUUAUUCCAAUAACCCUGGAUUCCUUUACUGAUGAAAAAUCUCUGUCUCAGCCUUGAAUAUACUUAGUUGGGUCAUUAAGAAUUCCUCAGAGAAGACAUUCCUCCUCAUCUCUGGCGUAAAUGUGCAGCCCUCUGAUCCUAGACUGUCCUACAAAGGGAAAUGACUUUUCUACAUCGACCUUGUCAAGUCUUCUAAGAAUCUUGUAUGUUUCAAUAAGGUCACAUCUCAUUUUUUAAUGUUCCAAUGAGCACAGACCCAAAAUACUCAACCUGCCCUUAUAAGACAGUUCCUCCAUAUUUGCAUCAGCCUCGUGAACCUUCUGGAGACUGCAACCAAUGCUGAUAUAAAACUUCCUUUGGUUGAGAAAACCAAAUUGUUCAUAGUGUUCCAGCUGUGGUCUGUCUAGUGCCUUGUACAGUUUUAGCAAAAUGUCCCUUUUAUAUUCACUUCCCUUGGAAAGAAAGGCCAACAUUUCAUUUGCCUUACCUAUUACCUACUGAACUUGGGUGUUAGCUUUUUCUGAUUUAUGCACUGGGACUCCCAAAAUCGCUUUGUUCUGUAGUUUUCUGCAGUCUUCCUCCAUUUAAAUAAUAUUCAACUCUUCUUAUGCUUCCUGCCAAAAUGCAUAACCUCAUAUUUCCCCACAUUAUAUUCCAUGUACCAGGUUUUUUUCUGUCAUUUAAAAUAUCCAUAUUGCCACUGCAGUCAGUCAUUCUUACCACUUGCCUUUGCACCUAUUUUUGUCAUCUGCAAACUUUACUAUCAUAGACUCAUUUUCCUCAUCCAAAUCAUUAAUAUAUAUUGUAAAUAAUUGUGGCCACAGCCCUGAUCCCUGUGGUAGCCUACUAAUUACAGGUUGUCAGCCUGAAAAUGUCCCCUUAACCCAAUUCUCUUUCUUAUGUUAGUUAGCUAAUCAUGUAUUCAUGCUAAUGUACUACUUCCAACUCCACAGGUUCUUAUUCCGUUAGUUAGCCUAAUGUGUGGUACGAUAUCAAAUGCCUUCUGAAAAUUCAAGUUUAUUUGUUUCUUUAUUCAUUGAUAAAUAAAUAGAGGGCAUCGCUGGCUAGGCAGCAUUUAUUGCCAAUCCCUAACUGCCCAUAGGGCAGUUCAGAGUCAACCACAUUAUUACAUCCAGUGCUUCCCUUUUUAAUCAAUCUUGCUUGUUACCUCCUCAAAGAAUUCUAGUAAAUUUGUCAGGCAUGACGUUCACUUUGUGAAGUGAUGUUGACUGUUUGAUCAUGCAUUUCUAAAUAUUCCUAUUACAUCCUUUAUGGUAGACUUUUAACAAUUUCCCAAUAAUGGAUAUUGUUAACUGGCCUAUACUUAUAAAUUUUGUCUCCUUCCCAUUUCAAAUAAAGGAAUUUCAUUGACAUGGAUUGAAAUGAGAAGUACACACAUUUAAAAUUUAAAUCUUAAACUGCUAGGUACAAUUUUUGACUCAGCUAGGAUCUCUGUUCUCAAUGUGGAGGUCUAGAAAGGAACAUCUAGAUCAGGAAUUGACCAUGAAAUUUCAGUCUUGAAUGACUGCAGCAGGAUUAAUUUUAAACUCGUGUAAAUCCAGCUAUUUUUGAACACGAGAUUUCUGGCAAGCUUACAUAUUAGCCAAGGCCAAGAGUUCAGUGGUGCAAAUUAUACAGCAACUUGGUCUACUCCACAACUCUUAUCUCUCCACGCCCAUCUGCUGUGUUGUUUUCACUUUAGUAUCUGCCAGUACUGUGACUCAUCUUGUACAUUGCCAGCAAUUUCUGAUCCAUUGUAAGAAUGGUUUGUGAGCAGGACCAACUGCAGCAAUUCAUAUUAUGCCACAUGUUAUUGAUAUUACAGUACCAGAGCACACCACACUGAUUCAAAUGGAACACUGCAUCUGAACAGUUUAAGGAAUGUGAUACAUUGAAAACAUUAACCUCAGAUUUAGCUGGACUGUAGUGGUUCACAAAGACAGAUCUCCACAGUCUUUAAGGACAACUAGAAUUGGACAAUGUUGGCCAACCAGUGAUGCCAACAUGCCACAAAUUAAUUAAACCGACUGCAUAUUUCAUUUUUCUGUUUUUGAGAUUUCUAGUUCCCAUGGAUAUCUAACAUUUGAUAUAUGCCAUCAGUUUUAUGUAUCAGUUGCUGGGAGUAGAAGUGCUACUACAUUAAUGGAAAGCUCUGAGCUUUUGUGGUAUAGCAAAUACAGUAUAACUGCAAUAAAUUGACUUCUUGAAACAGUCUGUGCUGUUGAAGUCAGCCAAAAGUGUGUCUUUGGCUGCUCCAGAGUCUUGCUCAUCUGUCACCCUGUGCUUACUAACCUAAAUUAGCCUCCAAUUAAGCAACACCUCAGCUUUAAAGUUCUUUUCAAAUUCCUUGUAGCCUCAACUUUUCACAACUGUAAUUAUUUCCAGUUUUAAUGCAAUUAGAAAUCUGGACUCCUUCAAAUGUGUAAUCUUUAGCAUUCCCAAUUUUAAUGCCAGCCAAACCUUCUUUCUCCCUUAAAAUCUGUAUACCGCGCUUUUGAUCAUCUACAGAAAAAGCCCCUUUUGUGCCCUGGUGUCAAAUUUUAAUAUUUCUAUGAAGUGCCUUGGAACAUUUUGCUAUGUUAAAGCUAUUACAUAAACAAAUUUGUGGAGGUGCUGGUGUUGGACAAAGUCAGAAGUCUCACAACACCAAGUUAUGGUCCAACAGGUUUAUUUGAAAUCACAAGCUUUUGGAGUGCUGCUCUGAGAAGUCCCUUCAACUUCAAAAGGAGCAGCACUCUGAAAGCUUGUGAUUUCAAACAAAUCUUUUGGACUAUAACCUGGUGUUGUGUGAUUUCUGACUUUAUAAACAAAUUAGGUGGGUGAAUGACAAUCCUGUGAUACUUAAGCCAAAAUAAUUAUCCUGCUUGCUGAACAGAAAUGGAUCUUAAGUUUUUUUGUGCUAAAAGAUGAAUUUGACCGAAGAAUUAAGAGGGAAUUAAGAGGGAAUUUAGUGGUAAAGGCCAUAAGAAAUAUGAACAGGAGUAGACCAUUCAAACCCCCUUGUGCCUGUUCCAACAUUCAGUAGGAUCAUGGAGUCAUACAGCACAGAAACAGACCCUUCAGUUUAACUCAUCCACACUCCUCGCAUUCUCUCCUACCCUUUCUCCAACUGAUCAAAAAUAUAUUUCCACCUUAGAUAUACAAAAAUGACCCCACAGCUCUCUGUGGCAUGGAGUUCCAUACAGACACAACCCUCAGAAGAAAUUACUCCUUGAAGGUAGACCAAGAAGAAUCUUGCUUAUGGAAAUUGGUUACUGCUUGAUCUUUAAAUAAAAGUAGCCCUCACACCACCAAAAUUAGAAAGGAUUGGAAUUUGUACCAAAUAAAAAAAAAAAAAAAAACAAUGAAAGCUGCAUUUGAUCUGUACAAUAAACUCAAAAGCUAAUAAAAAUUAUUAUUUUGUGUACCUUUGUACUUGAUGUACAGAAAGAAAAACAAACACAUUUGGAAAUAAAGUUUUGAGGAAAUAUAUUUACAAUUUUAAUAUUAAAUGUCAGUACUUUGCUUUGCAGCUUUCAACAAAAUUUUGUUGUUCAACUUUUGCUAUUCAAAAUUAAGGAAGGAUAAAACAGUUAAAAACCUGCAAUUGUUUAAAAUAAAAGCUAUGUUCCAGGAGUCAAGAAGUUCAAGCAGGAUUGAUGCACUAAAUGUAUUAAUAUUUCCAUAUAUACAGUACAAUAUUAGUGAUUAACAGGGCUCUUUAGUUGACUAUACAAUGACAUUGUUUGAGCUAUUUUCUUACAAACUGCAAAAUUCUAUAAAUGUCCAUUCUCUGGAAGAACUAGUAUUACUAUUGCAUCUGAUCAAUUGCUGUAACCCAAAUUCAAUUCAUUUUGUAUCACUAAAACAUUAAAAAGAUGGUUUUGGGGUUGGAAUUCAAUAGUGUGCAUAAUAAGCAAAGGUAUCUGCCACCUAAUGUACACCUUAAUUGAUAUUCCUGUCCAUUAAAUUCAUGAUGUGCUGAGAGAAUAUUUCUUGGCUUAUUGACAAAAUUACACGUCUGCAUAUUUUAUUCACUUAACUUACAGACAAACAUGCAGAACAAGACAAAAUUCCUGUAAUUCUGAUUCUUUCAUUUUGAAAUUCUGAACAAAAACUUCCAAAAAAUAUAGUUAAAAGCUGCCAGAAACCAAAUGUUCAUUACCCAAACAUUUGGGCCAUAGUGCUGAACUAAAAUUUCUUGUGUAAUUUUGAAAUACACCAAUGGCUAAAAACAAACAUGAGAAGACUGAUCACUCAAAUAGCAUUUCAUCUCCCAACGGAUGAAUUAAUGUGUUAUCCAGGGAGGUGGAAACUGUCUGUAGAUUUUACUCUUGAAUGUUAUAACUCCAACUGAAUGCGCUAAACUGUUGCUGCCUGAAUGCAGGGUUGGAUUUGUCUGUGACUAUUUUAAUCAUUAAAUAACUGUUUUUGAUUACA
Messenger RNA from Rhincodon typus (whale shark), 7791 nucleotides. It is a transcript of the gene cpdp, whose product is annotated as CPD photolyase. The record is from RefSeq and is a predicted model, not a curated record. The transcript has 10 exons. Gene Ontology annotation, molecular function: deoxyribodipyrimidine photo-lyase activity. Gene Ontology annotation, biological process: photoreactive repair. Lineage: Eukaryota; Metazoa; Chordata; Chondrichthyes; Orectolobiformes; Rhincodontidae. Bases 393 to 2168 code for a protein of 591 amino acids.